AUGGACGAGUCAUUCACAGUUCCGGACACCACGAUCAUUUCCUUUCGAACAGUUGAGUUAGAGUCUAAAGGUUUUAUGAGUAUAGUAGACACUGGUUCUGAUAUAGUACAAACGUUUAGUAUGAUUAUUCAUAGUCCAUGUCAACAGCUCGUUCACUUCUUUACUUCUGGAUUUUUUUGGAGUGUUUUGUUUCUGAUAGUAUCGCUCUUUGUGAACGCGUUGUUUCAAGCCCUUACUGAUAUGUAUUAUAUUCGAUGGCUUUCUGGUCAUCCCGAAGUCCCAAAGAAUUACACUUUACUUGAUUUGGGGAAUGACUAUCUUCCAUUUAUCGACAUCCCUUACAUUCCUUCUUAUAUUAUGUUGUUUGUAUUGACAUUUACAUUCCUCAGAUUCUUCUUCACUCCUUAUCGAGUCAUCAUAGUCAAACGAUUUUUCUUGUUGCAAGGUGUUAUCUUUAUGUUGCGAUCACUCAGUAUCUUCUCUACCUAUUUACCUUCCCCUGUGCCUUGUAAGGCAAACAACACUGACUCCUUCUUUACUUAUUCAUUCAAAAUAUUUUUCGGGGAAAGGUCGUGCCACGACCUUAUGUUUUGUCCACACACCGCAGCUCUCUUUUUGUGCGCGAUGUUUUGGUAUCACUACGACGAAAAAGCACCACUGUGGCAUAUCGCAGUCUGCGACGAUAUAUCUCCCGCGGUCAAUCAAAUUGGAUAUCCAUUACGAUUCACUUUAAUCAAAGCAAUCAUAUUAGUCUUUACAACAGCAGCUUCUGUCGUGUUCGUGAUGUGUAGAAGACAUUAUACUAUUGACAUUUACAUCGCAGCUCUGAUCGCGGUGUUACUUUUUAAAUUCUACCACCACUACAUACUGUUUUGUAACACAAGAGACAAUUGGAUAAACGCGUUUGUCAGGUGGUUCGAAGCUGAUGCUCCAGAUAUUCCGUGCCUCGUUGACUUGUCUCACCGACAAUAA
This is a messenger RNA of Entamoeba invadens IP1, 972 nucleotides long. RefSeq lists its product as hypothetical. Gene Ontology annotation, biological process: ceramide biosynthetic process. Gene Ontology annotation, molecular function: ceramide cholinephosphotransferase activity; sphingomyelin synthase activity. Gene Ontology annotation, cellular component: Golgi membrane; endoplasmic reticulum membrane. Bases 1 to 972 code for a protein of 323 amino acids. The transcript has a single exon. The record is from RefSeq and is a predicted model, not a curated record. Lineage: Eukaryota; Evosea; Mastigamoebida; Endamoebidae.